Arachis ipaensis is the source of this 2590-nucleotide messenger RNA. NCBI's taxonomy places the organism in Eukaryota, Viridiplantae, Streptophyta, Magnoliopsida, Fabales, Fabaceae. The record is from RefSeq and is a predicted model, not a curated record.
GUAUUUUCUCUCUUUUUUUUUUCUGGAAAAAAAUAAUUAGUGAUGGUAUUUUGGUGUUCUGAUUACCAGUAAAUUGAGUUUUUGCUCUGAUUAUUACCUGUUUUUUUCUGAUUUGUUCUUAAUUUAGUUGAUGUGGUUAUUGUUGAUUUUUCUGAUUAUUGUUCUGUUUAUUCUUAUUGUGCUAUUUUGGUGUUCUGUUUGUUUAUUGUGCUCUGAAUAUCUCUGUUUACAAAUUAUUAUUAAAGUUCUGGUUUUCAUCCUGUAUAGGUUUCAUCGAGUCUAGGAUUGGGUUAUGGUCUAAAAAAUAAGCUUGGUACAUAUUUAGGCCGGGUCUGGAUUAGGACAAACCGGUUUCACUAGCCGCAUGAUCAGAUCAAAGUUACUAUCUUUACAUAACCUAUUUCCAGAAACAGAUUCAUUUACUUGAAAGUUAAAACCUUUUGUAAAUUUUGUUGGCCCCUUCAAAUAAUGCCGCCCCCAAAGCUCUACAAUGCAUUGCAAAAUUGUAUAUUAUCCAAAUCUUUCACUCUCACGCGUUUUCUCACCUUCCAAAUUCGUUCCCUUUCAUCAACUUCUUCUGCUUCUUCUCCUGCUACCCCAUCACAGGACCAUGUCUGCCACCUCAUCCUUGAACAGAAAACCGCUUCCAAGGCCAUUGAAACUUUCAGAUGGGCCUCCUCACUACCCAACUUCACCCACUCCCAAUCCACAUACCGUGCCUUGAUCCAUAAGCUAUGUACUUUCCGCCGUUUCGACAGCGUCAAGCAACUGCUCGACGAAAUGCCUGACUCAAUCGGCACCCCUCCUGGCGAUGAAAUCUUCGUCACAAUUGUCCGCGGGUUCGGCCGUGCCAGCAUGACUCGUGCGGUCAUCAAGGUCCUUGACUUGGUGUACAAGUUUCAUAGCAGCCCUUCCUUGAAGAUAUACAACUCCAUUCUUGAUGUCCUUGUGAAGGAGGACGUUGGCAUAGCUAGGGAGUUUUAUAGGAAGAGUAUGAUGGAGUCUGGGGUUGUUGGGGAUGAUUAUACUUUUGGGAUCUUGAUGAAAGGGCUCUGCUUGACCAAUAGGAUUGGUGAGGGCUUUAAGCUCCUGCAGAUGAUCAAGUCUAGCAGAGGGGUCACACCAAACACUGUGAUUUACAACACCUUGCUUCAUGCACUUUGUAGAAAUGGAAAAGUUGGGAGGGCUAGAAGCUUGAUGUCUGAGAUGGUGGAACCGAAUGAUGUCACGUUUAACAUUUUGAUAUCCGGGUAUUGCAAAGAGGAGAAUUUAGUUCAGGCUCUAGUGAUGCUGGAGAAGAGCUUUGCCAUGGGUUUUGUUCCUGAUAUUGUCUCUGCGACUAAGGUUGUGGAAGGUCUUUGCAAGGCCGGCCGUGUGACGGAGGCUGCUGAGGUUUUGGACAGAGUUGAGAGCAUGGGGGGUUCACUUGAUGUUGUGGCUUAUAACACCUUGAUAAAGGGGUUUUGUGGAGUAGGAAAAGUAAAAGUUGGGAUUCAUUUCCUGAAGCAAAUGGAGAGUAGAGGCUGUCUUCCAAAUGUAGACACCUAUAACAUACUCAUAUCUGGUUUUUGUGAUUCUGGGAUGUUAGAUUUGGCCCUGGAUCUUUUUAAUGACAUGAAAACAGAUGGGAUCAAAUGGAACUUCACUACAUUCGACACGAUAAUUAGAGGGUUGUGUUUGGAAGGAAGAAUCAAUGAAGGUUUUUCAAUUUUGGAGCUGAUGGAGGAAAGCAAAGAAGGCUCUAGAGGGCACAUUAGUCCUUACAAUAGCAUAAUAUAUGGUCUAUUCAAGCAGAACCGUUUUGAUGAAGCAGUUGAAUUUCUAACAAAGUUAGGAAAGAUGUUUCCAAAAGCUGUUGACAGAAGCAUGACGAUUUUUGAACAUUGUAAGCAGGGGAGUAUUGAGGAUGCAAAGAGGGUAUAUGAUCAGAUGAUUGAUGAAGGUGGAUUUCCAAGUAUUCUAGUUUAUGAUUGCCUAGUGCGCAGAUUAUCCGAAGACGGUUGCGUCCGAGAAGCGGUUGAGCUGAUGAAUGAAAUGAUUGCCAAUAACUGCUUUCCAGUUCCAUCUACAUCCAAUGCAAUCAUUGCAGGGUUUUGCAGACAAGAAAAAGUUGAAAGUGCAUUGAAGUUCAUGGAAGAUAUCACUGCAAGAGGGUGUGAAACCAAUGCAGAAACUUAUGGUCCUUUGAUUAAUGUUAUAUGUAAGAAGGGUGAUCUUCAAAAAGCCUUGCAACUCUUCCUAGAAAUGGUAGAAAACGGCAUCAUUCCUAACCAUUUUAUUUGGAAUUCACUGCUAUUGAGUCUAAGCCAAGAAAAUUAUUUCAAAAAUAAGAAUAUGAUCAACAUACAUGACCUACUAUAGUACUAUUUGUUUUGUUUCCUCUAGUGAUUUAAAACUAUUUCAUCAUUUUUUAUGCAAUCAAUACCAUUUUUGUUUACUGGUUUUGAUGUUAUCUAGAUGCAUAUUUAUCUAAAUACACAAUAUCUUUAGUUUGUUGGAUAUAGUUUUAGGAAAAAUCAAGAGAGAUGUUAGAAUACAUACAAAACCAUAUCUGUUGAUAGAUAUCAAUAGCAUUGGAUAUUUUGUGGGA